This is a messenger RNA of Drosophila ananassae, 1645 nucleotides long. RefSeq lists its product as uncharacterized. The transcript has a single exon. The record is from RefSeq and is a predicted model, not a curated record. Lineage: Eukaryota; Metazoa; Arthropoda; Insecta; Diptera; Drosophilidae. Bases 409 to 828 code for a protein of 139 amino acids.
CUAAAUGGUAAAUGGUAAAUGGUAGAUGGUAGUUGGUAGAUGGUCUGGUAAACCCACCCAUCCUUUGCCAGGAAAAACUUUUAUUUUUCUGCCUUCAAGGCGAAAGACAAAAGGGGGAGCAAUUACUAUUUUGGAGGCAAAAACUUUUUGGCCGACGUCGAUUCUGUUUUUUUCACUCUCCACAAAAUGCGCAACAAUAUAUACAUUCGAGCCAAAAAAUUGCACACAUAACAGGCCAACAUUUGGCUGCCGUGACUUAUUCGCGUUUCUGCAACGGACGCGGCAGGUUCCUCUAUCCGGGACUAGUUACUCCAAGUUACGACUUCCAAGUUCCAAGUUCCUAGUCAAAAUAACAAGCAAAGUUUUCUCGCUUUCUGUUAAGACGCAUUUUAAUUAUCCGGCCGUGGUAUGUCCACCGAUGAGGAUUCUUUGGGCAGUCCCCUUAAGCGGGCCACGCCCACACCACCACCGGGCGAAAAGGAGCGGGAACGGCCAAGGGGCGGAAGGGCGGCGGAGCAUUUGCGGCAUCAGAAGAGCUUCGAGGCCAGGUACAGCGGCAUCAUCCAGAAGCAGAUCUGGGAGACGAGCAUCAACAAGGAUGUCCUGGAGCGGCAAAUGAAUGCCUACUUUCCCUUCUCCCGAAGUGCAUCGCUCUCGAAGGAAGGUGGCUCUGGAGGAUUCGAUCAGCUCCUUCCCUCUGCGGCGAGCGGCAGUCUGCUGAAGUCCCGUUCGGUGGGCACCACGCCCACCAGACGGCAAGGAGCCUGCCUGGAUAAGCUGGACACUGUGGAUGUGGCCAUGACAGACAUAUCAUCUCUGGGAAAAUAGAGUCUCCUUAAAUAAGGACGCUUCUGUAUCCGAAGGAUAAAGCAGAUUUAUUCAUUGUGAUGUCCGUAAGGUUGAGAGUGAAUUUUAAACAUUUUUAAAUUUUUAGAUUAAGCUAGGAUAGGUUUAAAAUUUGUCUAUUUAUUGUUUAACUAGUUUUUUGAUCAAUUUUGAUUGGAAAAAGUCUCAUUCAUUUUAAACUAUUAUUUUUGUAAGAAUAUUAACUCAUUUUCUUCUUAGUAAACCUUUAAUUUUAAUCUCUAAAAGUUAUAAUAUAAUAUCUAUUAAGAAUGUUCUAUAGUUUAUUUUUAUUAAGCUUAAAAAUUUUGUAAUAUCCGUUUCUUAAAAGAAAGUGUCCAAAGAAAGCCUUUAUAUAUCAACAAAAACAUUUAAAAAAUCCUCUUAAACAAACGUAUCAUAAAAACUAACCAAAACAUACAAUUUACAACCUUCAGUGUCUAUUUUAAAUAUACAUCUAUUUGUAUAAGUAUUACUAAACAUGUAAGCCCCAAUCUCUGUUCCAAAUUAAACAAUCCAACACCAUAAAGAUUUAUCCAAAGCACCCAACAAUCAAAUCUGCAUAGUUCGGUGUCCAUGUAAGAACACCCAAUAAAAUGGCCAUAGAGCCAGGACUGGGGAUGUUUCCAGGAUCAAAGCUAAGCCCUAUUUAAGCUACUAUUAUUCAAUCUUCCUCAAUAAAACAAAAGCUUAUUGCAUAUUCAAUUGAGUUUGGAAUCGAGUCAGGGAACGGAUAAGGCCAUGACCCAUAUAAAUAAAUCUCCGCAGGAUCCCUGGUUAAAUCUAAUUUAUGGGAAUAUUA